AUGCGCUAUGCCCGAUUGGCCUAUCUUCACUUCGAGACAGUCGCCAUGGGUCGUGUCAUCCGCAACCAGAGGAAGGGCCGUGGCUCCAUUUUCACGGCCAACACCCGCCUGAACAAGGCCCCUGCCCAAUUCCGGACUCUCGACUUCGCUGAGGCUCACGGUUACACCCGUGGUGUCGUCAAGGAGAUCAUCCACGAUGCCGGCCGUGGUGCUCCUCUCGCCAAGGUCCAGUUCCGCCACCCCUACAAGUUCAAGAUGAUCACCGAGACCUUCAUCGCCAACGAGGGCAUGUACACCGGCCAGUUCAUCUACGCCGGUAAGAACGCUGCCCUGACCGUCGGCAACGUCCUUCCCCUCGCCUCUAUGCCCGAGGGUACCGUCAUCACCAACGUCGAGGAGAAGGCUGGUGACCGUGGUGCGCUCGGCCGUACCUCCGGUAACUACGUUACCGUUAUUGGCCACAACCCCGAGGAUGGCAAGACCCGUGUCAAGCUCCCCUCCGGUGCCAAGAAGGUCAUCAAGAACACUGCCCGCGGUAUGGUUGGUAUCGUUGCCGGUGGUGGCCGUACCGACAAGCCUUUGCUCAAGGCUGGUCGUGCCAAGCACAAGUUCGCUGUCAAGCGCAACUCUUGGCCCAAGACUCGUGGUGUUGCCAUGAACCCCGUCGAUCACCCUCACGGUGGUGGUAACCACCAGCACAUCGGUAAGGCCUCGACCAUCUCCCGCUACGCUACCCAGGGUCAAAAGGCUGGUCUCAUUGCCGCCCGCAGAACCGGUCUGCUCCGCGGUACCCAGAAGACCAAGGAUUAA
Penicillium coprophilum is the source of this 810-nucleotide messenger RNA. Its product is annotated as 60S ribosomal uL2 domain-containing protein. The record is from RefSeq and is a predicted model, not a curated record. The transcript is spliced from 5 exons. Gene Ontology annotation, cellular component: cytosolic large ribosomal subunit; ribosome. NCBI's taxonomy places the organism in Eukaryota, Fungi, Ascomycota, Eurotiomycetes, Eurotiales, Aspergillaceae. Gene Ontology annotation, molecular function: RNA binding; structural constituent of ribosome. Bases 1 to 810 code for a protein of 269 amino acids. Gene Ontology annotation, biological process: cytoplasmic translation.